AGAUUUUGAGGAUUUAAAUGAAAUAUCGUCGAAAGAAAAGAAAGCAAGAAAGAGAGAAAGAGAGAGAGAGAGAGAGAGAGAGAGAGAGAGAGAGAGAGAGAGAGAGAGAGAAAUAAAUCUGAAAAAAAUUACGCUUUCGCGUUUGUAGCAGCAGAGAAACGCGACUUUUGUAAUACUUCUCUAUAUCUACAUAGAACCCGCGUAUUCGAUGGCGAAGCCAUUGUUAUCUGUUAUUUGAAAAGCUUGAUGAUGGACGGAUAACGUAAUAUCGUAUUCGAAAGAAACUCGAAUUUUCUUAUGGGAAUUUCUUUGGAGAAACAAUCGCAGAGAAAUGUUUCUGCUUUUCUUCGUAAAUCGAUCUGCUACGAAGCAAACCACACACGCUUUAGGGGAUUCUUCGAUGAUAUGCGUGCACGCGUCGUGUGUCUACAUAAAUAACACCACCGAGAGUUUUCGUUUCCACUAUGUGGAAAACGGAAUAUUCGUUCUCGACUUAUCAACGCGUAAAAUCGAAUAUUCCCGAGUGAUUCUAAUUUAUUAUUUAUUUAUUUAUUUUCAACUUUAUCGUCCAAUGUGAAAAGCUUGUUUAAAUAAAAAGAGUAAGAUCACCAAUCGCUAUUGGUUGUGUCAGGGUUGCUUGCGUCAGGGUUGCCAGAUGCGACAUUUUUUUUUUUUUGUUAUUGUAAUCGUACCAACACAGAAAUUAGAUUUUAGGAAAAAAAAAAAAAAGGAAAAAGAAAAGAAAAGAAAAAAAAACUAUAAGUUAGAUAUUUUAAAUAUAAUUAAUACGAGCGAUAUAUCUAUUUCAUGAUAUAGAUUAUUGAUGAAUACGUAGGGAUGAUAUUUUGAAAUUUGUAAAAUCAUAUUAAUCUAGUGUAAAAUAAUCGAGAUUUUAGUACAAUUUAGUAUGAUUUUAAUAUCUUCGUAUUUUAAAUAGAAAUGUAGAAAAUCGGCUAAAGGUUACGAUAUGACUGUGAUCUUACUCGAAUGAAAAGUUUCGAAUAUAUAAACGUGCUUUUUGUAUUUCUAUUUGCAUAGUAAAUGAUAUACAUACGUAUACACACAUAUGUGUAUAUAUAUAUAUAUAUUUUCAAAAAUUACAUGAAUUUGAUAUAAAAUUAUAAAUAUCGUAAAAUUAACGAAAAUCGUAUAUAAAUCGUUAAGCAAUUUUCUCGUCGUUAAAACAUAAUCCAAGGCUAUUUCAAUUUUAUAUUUCCAUUUUUUACGAAUUUCUAAAAUAAUGUUAAAAUAAUAAUACUUUGCGUAAAAUUCAGAUAUAACGCGCCUUUCACAAUAAAUUUUCACCGCCGUAAAAGUUCAAUAUUUUUCGACACGUUUUUUCAAUCUCGAAGAGGUUAAGGUUCAACAUUUUGCAACGAACGCGCGACAAUGAUCGAUCAAUCGAAUGAUCGAUCAAUCGAUCUAUCUAUCUCACAGAACAUUAAUGUUCGACGUUUAGAUAAUAUUUUGAUAUAGAAAAUGGCACAGGCUGGUACAUGCUAGCAGAAAAAAAAAAGAAGAAGAAGAUGAUAGAGAAAAAAUAGAAAGACAUAAACUUGUCCGAUUACCAUCAAUGAAAAUAUUAUAUCCUUGCUAAGGUUCCUCCUUCCGGGAACAUGUAUUAAAACGAAUAGUCAAGCGCAACAUUAUCGUUCUGCGACAUGCAAACUUUUGACGGUGUGCCCGUUUAUUGCCCUUCCUACAAGGCUCUAUAGAAUAUCGGUUAUAAAGCAGCACACAUGAUCUAAAUUUCGACAAUGAAUAUGAACGAGAACGAUGAAAGUUCGACAAAGUCCGAGAAGAUAAACGUUUGGAAGGAUGUCCUUGGCUCACCGAGAUAUAUUGUUGCACCGAUGGUCGAUGCAAGCGAGUUGGCAUGGAGACUACUUUCUCGACGUCACGGUGCGCAACUAUGUUACACGCCCAUGCUACAUUCUUCGGUUUUUUUAAGAGAUCCAAAAUAUAGGAAAGAAGCUCUUAUCAGUAUACCGGAGGAUCGACCCUUGGUUGUACAGUUCUGUGGCAACGAUCCAAACACUUUGCUGGAAGCAGCGCUUUUGGCAGAACCUUAUUGCGAUGCCAUAGACAUUAAUAUCGGUUGUCCCCAAGCAAUUGCAAAGCGUGGACGCUACGGUGCUUUCUUACAGGACGACUGGGAUCUUCUUCGAGCGAUCGGUGUGUGUGUGCGUUUGUAUGUUUUCAAUACGGUGAGCACGGGACUUCGCAUACCCCUUACUUGCAAGCUACGAGUAUUUCCAGAUAUAGAUAAGACGAUUGAAUAUGCUCGAAUGCUCGAAAAUGCUGGUGCUAGUUUGCUCACUGUACAUGGUCGUACGAGGGAUCAAAAGGGUCCUUUAACGGGAUUAGCAUCUUGGAGUCACAUUAAAGCCGUUAGAGAAGCUGUUAAAAUCCCAGUAUUGGCAAACGGCAAUAUACAAUGUCUGCAAGAUAUCGAUAGAUGUAUUUUGGAAACCGGUGUUCAAGGAGUUAUGACAGCGGUAGGCAAUCUUUACAAUCCAUGUAUAUUCGAAUCUUGUUAUCCACCUUGUUGGGAACCAGCCUUGGAAUAUUUAGACCUCGUAGAAAUCUAUCCAGCACCAGCUUCUUACAUACGAGGCCAUUUGUUCAAACUAUUCCAACGCAUACUUUGUUUAGCAGAAAACAAAGAGGAAAGGGAUAACCUGGCUACGAAUUCCACUAUGGAAUCGUUCAGACGAGUUGUCGAAAAUUUAAGGGAUCGGUAUCAGCCGUAUCACGAGGGCAAUCGAUUGUGGUACGAAGAAAAAAGUGAUUACAACUUGAACUUACCCCCGUGGUUAUGCCAGUCCUAUGUACGUGAUUCACCGCAGGAACAUAUAGACAAAAUAGAGGCAAAGAAAAUGGAAAUGAAAAAUGUAUCUGUGAAAAGAAAAUAUGAGGAUGAGGAAGGAAAUCAAAUAUCUCAUAAACAUUUCAAAAAGUUACGACGAAUAACGCUGCGUCCGUAUAGGUCAACUACUCUUUGCCAGGGUUGCCCAAAUCCUGUGGGCUUUAAAUGUGAUCACAAGUUAUGUCGCCAAUGCUGUAGGAAGAAGUGCUUUACGGAAAAGUUGAUCUGUGUCGGGCAUAGAAAUUUGCUGAAUCAAAAAGUAAAUGGCAAUAGAAUAUGAUGCACAACGACAGAAUGUUCAGAAUAUGAAAUGAUAUUGUAUAAAAAAGAUGUUAAAUAAAUUAUGUAAAUAAAUUAAGAUCAAAAUCUUA
Vespa velutina is the source of this 3240-nucleotide messenger RNA. It is a transcript of the gene Dus1, whose product is annotated as tRNA-dihydrouridine(16/17) synthase [NAD(P)(+)]-like. Gene Ontology annotation, molecular function: flavin adenine dinucleotide binding; tRNA dihydrouridine synthase activity. Gene Ontology annotation, biological process: tRNA processing. The coding region runs from base 1758 to 3149 and encodes 463 amino acids. The record is from RefSeq and is a predicted model, not a curated record. The transcript is spliced from 9 exons. Lineage: Eukaryota; Metazoa; Arthropoda; Insecta; Hymenoptera; Vespidae.